CACACACACUGCAGAGGAGGAAACGCAAUGGCGGCAGGUGUGGCUAAGGUGGGCGAUGGCUCUGCUUCAGUCUACGGCGGGGAGCUGACGUUUUCCGUGCUCAUCACCUGCUUCGUGGCGGCCUCCGGCGGGCUCAUCUUUGGCUACGACAUCGGCAUCUCAGGCGGCGUUUCUCAGAUGAAACCCUUCCUGGAGGCCUUCUUCCCCAAGGUGCUGAGGAGGAUGGCGGACGCGAAGAGGAACCAGUACUGCAUGUUCGACAGCCACGCGCUGACAUCCUUCACUUCGUCUCUGUACCUGGCCGGCCUCGUGGCGUCCCUGGCAGCCGGCCGCGUCACCAGGUCGCUGGGCCGGCGUGGCACGAUGCUGGCGGGCGGGGCUCUCUUCUUCGCAGGCGGCGCCAUGACCGGCGGGGCGGCGAACCUCGCCAUGCUCAUCGUCGGACGGAUGCUGCUGGGCUUCGGAGUCGGGUUCACCAACCAGGCUACCCCGCUGUACCUCGCUGAGAUGGCUCCCGCGCGUUGGCGGGGCUCGCUCACCUUGGGCUUCCAGUUCUUCGUCUCCCUGGGGAUACUCAUCGCCAACCUCGUCAACUACGGCACCGCGCGCCUCACGUGGGGCUGGCGGCUCUCGCUCGGCCUCGCCGGCGCGCCCGCCCUCAUCAUGUUCGUCGGCGCCUUCUUCCUCACCGACACGCCCAGCAGCUUCGUCAUGCGCGGGAAGGAGGAUCUUGCCAGAGCGGCGCUCGUCCGGGUGCGCGGGCCCAGCGCGGACGUGGAAGCCGAGCUCAGGGACAUCGCGCGCGCCGUGGAGGCCGCGCGCGGCAGAGAGGAGGGAGCGUUCCGGAGGCUCUUCGCGGUCCGGGAGUACCGGCCGCACCUGAUCUUCGCCUUCGUGCUGCCGCUGUGCCACCAGCUCAGCGGCAUGAUGGUCCUGACCUUCUUCUCGCCGCUGGUGUUCCGCAUCGCCGGCUUCGGGAGCAACGCGGCGCUGAUGGGCGCGGUCAUCCUCGCCUCGGUCAAGUUCGGCUCGCUCAUCCUCUCCACGCUGGUGAUCGACCGCUACGGCCGCAAGGCGCUCGUCAUCGCCGGCGCCGUCAUCAUGGUGGUUUGCCAGGUGGCGAACGCGUGGAUCAUGGGGGCGCAAGGCGGGAAGAGCGGCGAGACCCCGCUGCCACGGGCGUACGGGGUGGCGCUGCUGGUGCUGACGUGCGUGCAGGGCGCCGGCUUCGGCAUGUCGUGGGCGCCGCUCAUCUGGGUCAUCCCCGGCGAGAUCUUCCCGCUGGAGAUACGGUCGGCGGGGCAGUCGGUGAGCGUGUCGGCGACGCUGGGGCUCACGUUCGUGCAGACGCAGACGUUCCUCGCCCUGCUGUGCUGCUUCAAGUACGCCACCUUCGCCUACUACGCGAGCUGGGUCGUGGUCAUGACGGCCUUCGUCCUCGUCUUCCUGCCGGAGACCAAGGGCGUCCCCCUCGAGUCCAUGGGCUCCGUCUGGGAGAGCCACUGGUACUGGAGGCGGUUCGUGGGCGACGGCAAGCGCGUCCAAGCAUCUCCGUCUAUGUGAACAUGGUUUUAGUAUGUCGAGACGCCGGGAUAAGAAAAAAAAUUCUUCGUUAGAAAACAGCAACAUGAUCGAUCCGCUCAGUGAUAACCUUGAUGUGCUCACACAUGCUCAGUUUGAAUUCAGUUAGGCUUUAGUUAGAGCGUUGCGCUCCAUCUUCUUGCUCCAACUUGCAUAGAAAAUAAUACUGUACUACCCCUCGACCAUGACUUGCUGAUGUGCUUGCGAUCUCGGGUGAUGAAUGCCAUUGUCACGUUGACCUUAUCUCGCGCAAUGAAACAUGCUGACAGGUGGGCCAUCUUCGA
This is a messenger RNA of Lolium perenne, 1865 nucleotides long. Its product is annotated as sugar transport protein MST1. The record is from RefSeq and is a predicted model, not a curated record. Gene Ontology annotation, molecular function: monosaccharide transmembrane transporter activity. Lineage: Eukaryota; Viridiplantae; Streptophyta; Magnoliopsida; Poales; Poaceae. Gene Ontology annotation, biological process: monosaccharide transmembrane transport. Gene Ontology annotation, cellular component: membrane.